Larimichthys crocea (large yellow croaker) is the source of this 2608-nucleotide messenger RNA. RefSeq names its product zinc finger protein 385D (gene znf385d). Gene Ontology annotation, molecular function: nucleic acid binding; zinc ion binding. NCBI's taxonomy places the organism in Eukaryota, Metazoa, Chordata, Actinopteri, Sciaenidae. Bases 348 to 1673 code for a protein of 441 amino acids. The transcript has 8 exons. The record is from RefSeq and is a predicted model, not a curated record. Gene Ontology annotation, cellular component: nucleus.
GAGGAGGGGAGGGGACGAGACAAGCAAGGGAGGACCAGUACGAAGAGAGAGAGAGAGAGAGAGAGAGAGAGAGAGAGAGAGAGAGAGAGAGAGAGAGAGAGAGAGAGAGAGAGAGAGAGAGGCAGAGACGGAGGUCCACAGACAGCAGUGGCGUGCAGAGUGCAGCAUGCAGACUGGCCAUUGACGCUGCUGCUGCUGCUGCUGCUGGAUUGAAACACACACAUGCACAGUCACACACACCCCUGAGGAGUGUAUGAGACAUGCCCAGGCUGCCGUCCAUGGACACACACAUACUGGCAGGGCACCAGAGAGGAAAUACAGCAACAGACCCACAAGCCUGAGGAGCUAUGGAGAGCAGCAUGUUCUUUGGUAACACAUGUCAGAAUGGCCUCUUGCCUGCCCUGGUGCGUCCCACCCUGCCUGCUGUCCAGACUUCACUGGGAAUGAAGCAGUUUCUCCCGUUUCCAUUGGAUACGGCCUCAGCGGUGCGCCUCUUCCCGGGAUUCAGCGCGAUGGACCCGGUGCAGAAAGCUGUCCUCCAUCACACUCUCGGCCUCCCUCCCACCGCAAAGAGGAAGCACGUCUCUUGCAGCGUUUGCCAGCUUAGGUUCAACUCGCAGAGCCAGGCCUUGGCCCACUACAAGGGUACCAAACAUGCCAAGAAGCUAAAAGCCCUGGACGCUCCGAAGACCAAGCUCAAAGGCUCAGUGGUCACCAAGGAAACCACCAACCAGGAGAUCGCCAAGGGCAUCAACACCUCGCAGGUCCCUAACGGCACCGACAGGAAAGAUGCCAUUCCCGGAGCAGCACCCCUCCCGCUAUCCCCUGUGCUCAGACUGGCACAACCCUUGACGCCCUUGAUGACCCUCACGACGCCAACGUCGGCACCUGCGGCCUCCCCGAUAGCCCCGAGCACCACGUCGACCACAGCCCCAGAGACUACCUCAGCUGCCGGAGGGGACGAGAGACCGCCAGAGCUCAACUCACCCUCAGAACCGGACCUGGAGACGGAGGCCGAACCUGAGGCGGACACUGACCCGGAAACAGAGGAGGAGAAAGCUCGGCGUCUUCUGUACUGCUCGCUGUGCAAAGUGGCGGUCAACUCGGCGUCGCAGCUCGAGGCUCACAACAGCGGUACGAAGCACAAGACGAUGCUCGAGGCCAGGACUGGCGUGGGAUCCAUCAAGUCUUUCCCCCGGCCGGGAGUCAAAAGCAAACUGGCUACAACCACCAAAUCGUCGACGGGCCUGCAGAACAAAACCUUUUACUGUGAGACGUGCGAUGUGCAUGUCAACUCAGAGACUCAGCUAAAACAGCACAUCAGCAGCCGGCGCCAUAAAGACAGAGCAGCAGGUAAACCAGCGAAACCUAAAUACAGCCCCUACAGCAAACCGCAGAAAGGCCAGACCAAGCAGCCGAUAAAGGUAUCCCUGGGUAAGGAGCGUCAGUGUCAGCCUCUGACUGCGCAGAUCAUACCCGCUCACCUGGCUGCGAUCGCAGCAGCCGCCGCCUCCACCCUCGGCAACUCUUUCGCACACCGAACGAACCACGUCCCUAACCAUGCCCCGACCCCUGCCCUCUUCCAAACACAGACCCUCCAAGCUGCAUUGCUCCGCCCGGCCCCAGGGCCUGUCAGGACCUCCCACCCACAAGUCCUAUUUGCCCCUUAUUGACCUGUUUGACCUGGGGUGGUUUCUGCGCCGCCUCCUGUCAAGGACCACAACCAUGUGCUUCACAACGACCAGGCCAAGGAGUCACGGCAACGUCUUGUACUCCUUUUAUGCAUCCGGGAUACUGAACAUCUUCAUACUGUGAUCGGACCUUCACCAUGUCAUGGAUUAUCCCACGUUUAAAGCUAAACCGGACUGCAGAGAAGCAUCGGGCGCUUUCUCCCAAACAGAUUUAUUUCUCUAUUCACACUGAAAACCUGGGCCACAUUACACAUGCUCCCCAUGCCAUACUGCAGCCCAUAACUCACACCCCGGACCCCAGACUUGGACCUACAUUGUACCGCAAUAAUGUAUAAGACUAACCCUGUGAACUAUGCAGUGUCAUUACUUCACGAUGCAAGGCACAGUUUGAGCUAAAAUACGGUAGGGAUAUGCUUUUUGUAAAGAUACAGCGUGGCACUAAGAUCAUUGCUUUGGUGGAGGAUUACUGUCGCUCCUAAUUUAAAAAAAGGCUGUUACUGAUCAUAAGAGCGAGCAAAGGCCCUCCUCUGUUCCUGUAUGCACUUUAAGCCCCUCCUCUGUUGAUGUCUACAUUAGAUGGCUAGACUGUGUUAGAUCGUUAGAGUACGUGUCGUAAUGUGCGUUUUUUGUAUCUGUCCUUGCAUAUCUGUAUGUGUGUGUGUGUGUGUGUGCAAAUGUGUACUUCGGCAUGUUUGUCCAUGUAUGAGAGUGUGUGUAUUUAGAUAUGUGUGCCUGUAUAUGUGUGUGUGUGAGAGAGAGAGAGCUUCCCAUCCGCCAUAAAGCCAUCCUAGUCGAUAUCCAGCACACAUUGUCACUGACCAUGUCUCAGGCCAGAGGGACCACAAAGGCUUGUGUAUAUUAACUGUCAGUGUGUUAAAGGUGAACAAUUUCAAAUAAAAAGAGUCCUAAUUUGUCAA